UCCGGUGGCUAGCUUGGCAGCGGGGGCCGCCGGGUCGGACACAAACAGAAGGUUAGACGGGUGGAAGACAACGACUCUUGCGCGACGGCGAGGACUUUUUGGUGCUGUCAGCGCGGAAAGUCCGUGUUUGUGUUAUGUGAAGUGGACACUGGCUUCGUCGGGACCGUGACUGAGCACCAUGGCUGCCGCUCCUCCACUCAGGCGGACAGACUCAGCUCGGGGGGAGUUCUCUCCUCUAAAGCAUUUUGUUGUAGCCAAGAAGAAGAUCAGCGACGUGUUUGAGCUCCUGCUCAACUACGUGAAGGAGACCUCAGAUUUCGUCGAAGACAUCAGUGGGAACAGAGGUCUGGAGAGCAUCACCACCGCAGACCAGAAGGUGGAGAUUCAGGCCUACGCCGACAAGCUGGCGGUCAUCAGGGACGUGCUGGCCCGCAGACACAUGAAGGUGGCGUUUUUUGGCAGGACCAGCAAUGGUAAAAGCACAGUGAUUAACGCCAUGCUGAGGGAUCGCGUCCUGCCCAGCGGCAUCGGCCACACCACCAACUGCUUCCUGAGUGUGGAGGGCACAGACGAAGACAAGGCCUACCUUAAAACCGAGGGCUCUGACGAGGAGAAGAGCAUCAAAACUGUAAACCAGCUGGCUCACGCGCUUCACAUGGAUGAAAGCCUGGACGCUGGCUGCCUCGUGCGGGUGUUCUGGCCAAAGACCAAAUGUGCUCUGCUCAGGGACGACCUGGUCCUCGUGGACAGCCCAGGGACAGAUGUCACAACACAGCUGGACAGCUGGAUUGACAAGUUUUGCCUGGAUGCCGACGUCUUCGUGCUGGUGGCAAACUCAGAGUCCACGCUUAUGAACACGGAAAAACACUUUUUCCACAAAGUGAACGAGCGCCUCUCAAAGCCAAACAUCUUCAUCCUUAACAAUCGCUGGGACGCUUCGGCUAAUGAGCCGGAGUACAUGGAGGACGUGAGGAAGCAGCACACGGAUCGCUGUGUGAACUUUCUGGUGGAGGAGCUAAAAGUUCUCGAUCGCGCUCAGGCGCCCAACCACAUUUUCUUUGUGUCGGCAAAAGAGGUGCUCAACUCCCGAAUGCAGCGUGCACAGGGCAUGCCUGAGACGGGUGGCGCUCUGGCUGAAGGUUUUCAGGAGAGACUGAAGGAGUUCCAGAGUUUUGAGAGGAGGUUUGAGGAGUGUAUCUCGCAGUCAGCAGUGAAAACAAAGUUUGAGCAGCACACGAUCAGGGCCAAGCAGAUCACAGAAAAGGUCAAGACCAUCAUGGACACCAUCAACAUUGAGGCGGCGGAGAAGCGAGUGGCGGCGAUGGAGGACAGAGAUUACCAGAUAGACCGGCUGGAGUUUGUCAAGAAUCAGCUCAACUUACUGAUCGCAGAAAUAAAAAAGAAGAUCAAAGCUAUCAGUGAUGAGGUGGAGUCCAAGGUGUCCAUCGCUAUGGGGGAGGAGAUCAACCGCCUUCAUGUGAUUGUCGACGAGUUUCACGCUGAUUUCCAUCCUUCACCUCAAGUCCUCAAAGUCUACAAAUCUGAGCUGCUGGCACAUGUGGAGGAGGGGAUGGGGAAGAACCUGGCUUUCCGCUGCUCCAAUGCCAUCAACGCCUCUGUCCAGUCUUCCCAGCAGUACAUGAUAGAGAGCAUGGUGCCUCUGCUUCCCUCUACGGCCCAGAGCCAGGUCCACAUGCUGGUGCCCAACAGGACGUUCGACCUGAGCUACGACCUGAACUGCGCCGCCAUCUGCAGCGACUUCCAGGAAAACAUCGAGUUCCAGUUCUCGCUGGGCUGGAAGGCUUUGGUGCACCGCUACCUGGGUUCUGUCAACGCGCAGAAAGCUCUCAGACUGGUCGAUCCCAACUACCAGGUACCUGCUGAGAACUCGAGAUCAGCUGUGCCCGUAGCCCAAACCCCUUCGUCCGGUCCCCCGUCCAUCGCUGCGGCGCCCAGCAACGACACGGCCCUCAUGACCCAGGAAGACCUGAUGAUAGCCAUGGCGACCAACUUUGCAUCCAUCACUUCCCGCACCUCCAUGACCGUCAUCGUUGUUGGAGGGGUGGUGUGGAAAACGGUCGGCUGGAGACUCAUCGCCAUGUCGGCCUCGCUCUACGGCCUGCUGUACCUGUACGAGAGACUCACCUGGACCACAAGGGCCAAGGAGCGCACUCUGAAGCGGCAGUUUGUGGAGUUCGCCAGCGACAAGCUGCAGCUCAUCGUCAGCUUUACUAGCGCAAACUGCAGCCACCAGGUCCAACAGGAGAUGGCCACCACAUUCGCCCGGCUCUGUCAGCAGGUGGAUCAGACGCAGAAGGACCUCGAGGAGAACAUCCGUCAGCUGACGGCCAACAUAGACGAGCUGGACACGGUCCAGAGCCGCUCAAAGGUCCUGCGGCAUAAAGCCACAGAGCUGGAGAAGCAACUGGAGGAAUUUACGAGCCAGUACCUGCGGCCUCAGCAGUGAAGGCGCUCCUCUUCGUCGCUAUCACGGAGUCGUCCUGCUGCACAAUGCCCACCGCUGAAGCUGCCGCUGGAAACUCUUGAGAGUCAACUACUCCUAAACGUGGAAAUCUGUCUGCGUACGUCGCCAGGGACGAGUUAAUCCAUUGUUGAACAAACGCACCCAAUAUGUUUUUCAAAGAUGAAGACUUUUUAUUUGUUUGUGGAAGAUUUGUUGUUGUUGUUCAGAAAAUCUUUGCUAAUUUUGUAGAUUUCACACUCAAAAAAAAUAAUUUAAGUAUUUUUCUGGUUCUUAGAGCACCAGGCGCUCCCAAAAAGAGUUUGAAUGAAUAAAGAGAAAAUGAGCCAAAUUUGGACUGUGGUUAGUCAAGCUACUCGCCACCAGGGGGCAGCAUGUGUUGGCCAACAUGCAGCCUGGUGGACGCUGUAUUUUUGACACUAACCUGCUGUGACUUUAAUUAUGAAAAUGCCUUUUUUUUUUAUUCUAUUUGUGAAGGAAAAUGAAGUCUCUCGCAGUCAUGGUUCUGAGGGAAAAAAAAUAAUACAAGUAAAGUGAAAACACAACUGUAAGCAAAUGGUUAAAUAUAGCCAGUGGAGUCGUGCGAGUAGGGAGGAAAGCAUGCACUGUAGUUUCAUUUCUAUUUUUUAACAAUCCAAACUGUAUAGUUCAAAGACUUUAAUACUCAUAUAUUUUAUAAUCUAUUUUAUUUAUACAUAGUUCAAUGGGCUGGCAGUUCUACAUCACUGCAUUUUUGUAAACUUCUGUUUUUCCUCCUCAAACGUGUGUUAAAAUACUUUUGAGAUUUGCCAGAUUGCAUUAAACCUGAAAUUACCUAAACCUUCACAGCCUGUUUUUGUUCACGUUUAUUUACGUUUUCAACAACACUGCAGCAUUUUUACACUCUAUGAAUAGUUUUGAUGCGUUUAAAUGAUCCAAGAUCAGGGUUGCAGCGCAUCCCAAUUCUUUCAUUCUUCAGUUUCAGGAAUAUUUAGCAUUGUGGUUUAUAUUUCAAAGGGAAAAGACUGCGUAAAAUAAUAUGGGUUGUUUCACACAUAAGUGGCUGUUUUCUCAAGCUCCCUACAAAGUGUGCUGUUGAAAAGUAGAACAUCGUCUAUAGUGGCUGUUACCAUGAUCCUGACCCAGUGGUUUUAACCUCACCUGGCCCAAAAAUACCACUGGACUCAAGAAUUGGGUCCUGCAGACGGCAGUUUCUGAGGUUCUGAAAAACCUCCCUUCUGUAUUGGAUCUCCUGCAUGGCGGACAAGAUGACCCUGCAGAAGAAAGGGAGGGGAGCUGCAUUCCCACCAGGAUCUACUUCAGGCUGGCAGCAGGAACAACGCUCUGAACAUGAUCUCAGACUCUUGUUCACUCUUUUUGUACAAAAGGAGAACCAAUAGGUGCCAUUUUCUACCUCGAGCUGUUAGUAAGCAGGGCUGCGCUCGAUGAUGCCCUUAUUUCAUGUUUUAUCCAAUACUUUUUACACUAGUCGUCAAUGAUCCUGAGUAAAGCUGUAUUGCUUGUCGCAUGUUAUUUGCUUCACAUUGAAAUGAGAAUAAACUGAUUUGACCUUU
Molecule: messenger RNA, 4035 nt
Organism: Fundulus heteroclitus (mummichog)
Lineage: Eukaryota; Metazoa; Chordata; Actinopteri; Cyprinodontiformes; Fundulidae
Gene: mfn1b
Product: mitofusin 1b
Exons: 18
Coding region: 179-2467 (762 amino acids)
Biological process (GO): mitochondrion localization; mitochondrial fusion
Cellular component (GO): mitochondrial outer membrane
Molecular function (GO): GTP binding; GTPase activity
Source: RefSeq, a predicted model, not a curated record